Messenger RNA from Plasmodium gallinaceum, 1209 nucleotides. RefSeq names its product S-adenosylmethionine synthetase, putative (gene SAMS). Lineage: Eukaryota; Apicomplexa; Aconoidasida; Haemosporida; Plasmodiidae. Gene Ontology annotation, molecular function: ATP binding; methionine adenosyltransferase activity. Gene Ontology annotation, biological process: S-adenosylmethionine biosynthetic process. Bases 1 to 1209 code for a protein of 402 amino acids. The transcript has a single exon. Gene Ontology annotation, cellular component: cytosol. The record is from RefSeq and is a predicted model, not a curated record.
AUGAGUCAAUUAAAAAUUAAAAGAGGAAACUUUUUGUUUACAUCAGAAUCAGUUAAUGAAGGGCACCCAGAUAAAAUAUGUGAUCAAAUUUCUGAUGCAAUUUUAGAUUAUUGUUUAAGAGAAGAUCCAGAUAGUAAAGUUGCUUGUGAAGUAUGUGCUAAAAAUAAUUUUAUUUUUAUAUUUGGAGAAAUAACAACUAAAGCUAAAGUUGACUAUGAUAAAGUUGCGAGAGACGUAUUAAAACAUAUUGGUUAUGAUGAUGAAAGUAAAGGAUUAGAUUAUAAAACUGCGAAAAUUAAAGUUUCUGUUGAUGAACAGUCACCUGAUAUUGCUCAAUGUGUUCAUGAAAAUAAAUCUCCAGAAUUAAUUGGUGCAGGAGAUCAGGGAAUAAUGUUUGGUUAUGCAACAGAUGAAACUGAAAAUUAUAUGCCUUUAACACAUCAUUAUGCUACAUUAUUAGGAAAAAGAUUAACAGAAGUUAGAAAAUUAGGAAUUCUACCUUAUUUGGGACCAGACGGAAAAACACAAAUAACUAUUGAAUAUAAAAAUAAAGGUAGCUGUGGUGGUCAUAUGGAACCCUUACGUGUUCAUACAGUUUUAAUAUCUACACAGCAUUCAGAAAAUAUAAAACAUGAGCAAUUGAAAUCAGAUUUAAUGGAGAAUGUCGUUAAAUAUGUAAUACCUGAAAAAUUAUUAGAUAAAGACACUUUUUAUUAUUUAAAUCCUUCUGGAAAGUUUGUUAUUGGUGGACCAGCAGCUGAUGCUGGAUUAACAGGAAGAAAAAUUAUAUGUGAUACUUAUGGUGGAUGGGGUGCACAUGGAGGUGGUGCAUUUUCAGGAAAAGAUGCAUCAAAAGUAGAUCGUUCAGCAGCUUAUUAUUUACGUUAUAUAGCUAAAUCGCUAGUUGCUAAUAAAUUCUGUAGGAGAGUUUUAGUUCAAGCAUCCUACUCAAUUGGGAUAGCAAAUCCCAUAUCAUUAAAUGUUAAUUCUUACGGAACUGUAACUACAGGAUAUACUGAUUAUGAUUUAGAACAAAUCAUUUUACGGAAUUUUGAUCUUAGACCAGGAUUUAUUAUUGAAGAAUUAAAAUUAAAACAACCAAUAUUUUCAAAAACAUCAGCAUAUGGUCAUUUUGGUAGAAAUGAUGAUUCUUUUACAUGGGAGAAAGUUAAAGAUUUGACACAUGAAAAAAAUGUUUUAAAAAAUUAA